Centruroides sculpturatus (bark scorpion) is the source of this 2074-nucleotide messenger RNA. RefSeq names its product tigger transposable element-derived protein 1-like. The transcript has a single exon. Bases 248 to 1972 code for a protein of 574 amino acids. The record is from RefSeq and is a predicted model, not a curated record. Gene Ontology annotation, molecular function: DNA binding. Gene Ontology annotation, cellular component: nucleus. NCBI's taxonomy places the organism in Eukaryota, Metazoa, Arthropoda, Arachnida, Scorpiones, Buthidae.
UAUUUACACUUCUCUUUGUUUUAUGGACCAUCAGAGGUUGAAAAAAAAACAAUCUUUGUAUUGAUUGGAGGACGGAUAACCAAGGGGUCAAGGUGGUAGUCUUUUGCAUCAACCCAAUAGUUUCCAGCCGUUCUGGAACCUCACAAAUUUCAGUUGCUCUUAGGCGUGCAUGAGGUAAGCAUUGCUUUUUUGAGUGUGCUAAACUUCGUUUUUUAGUUUUGUUUUUUAUACUGUAUAUUUAAUCAAUAUGGCACCGAAGAAAGAGAAAAGUGACAGUGAAAAUAGAAAACGUUUUAGUGUAGCAUUAAAGAAAGAAAUUAUUGCAAAAUACGAGAAUGGCAUUCGUGUUUCUGACAUCGCUAAAGAAUAUAAUAUGACAAAAUUGACUAUCUCUACAAUUAUUAAAAACAAAAAAGCAUUUAAGGCUGUGAAUGUGAUAUCGAAACAAAGAUCUAAAGUUUUAGAUGAAGUUGAAAAACUGUUGCUAAUGUGGAUCAAUGAAAAGCAACUUGCUGGAGACAGUGUUAGUGAAGCUAUAAUUUGUGAAAAGGCUAAAAAUUUAUACAAUGACUUGUUGACCCAGACACCCAGUACAAGUGCAGACAGGCAGGACUUUAAAGCGAGCCGAGGGUGGUUUGAUAGGUUUCGUCGACGAACUGGCAUUCACAGUGUCAUAAGACACGGGGAGGCUUCAAGUUCAGAUGAAAAAGCAGCAAAAGCAUUUGUAGAUGAAUUCGCAGAGUUUGUAAAAAGUGAAGGAUACGUCUGGAAUCAAGUGUUUAAUUGCGAUGAGACCGGUCUUUUUUGGAAAAGAAUGCCUAGACGAACGUACAUAACCCAAGAAGAGAAAGCACUUCCCGGGCACAAGCCCAUGAAGGACAGACUCACUCUUUUAUUUUGCGCUAAUGCAAGUGGUGACCUCAAAAUCAAGCCACUUUUAGUCUACAACGCUGAAAAUCCCCGUGCCUUUAAGAGCAAAAAUGUGAUAAAGUCCAAACUGCCUGUACAAUGGAAGGCAAAUAGUAAGGCAUGGGUAACUCGGACUUUAUUCAUGGAUUGGCUCACAGAAGUGUUUGCUCCUACUGUUAAAAAUUAUCUUCAGGAAAUGGAUCUUCCUCUUAGAUGUCUUCUCUUAAUGGAUAAUGCUCCAGCACAUCCACCAAAUUUGGAGGACGACUUGGAUAGUGAACAUGACUUCAUCAAGGUCAAAUUCCUUCCACCCAACACAACUCCAUUACUGCAACCAAUGGAUCAGCAAGUGAUUUCCAAUUUUAAAAAGCUGUAUACCAAGGCACUGUUUACCAUGUGUUUUCAGGUUACCAAUGAUACCGACUUAACUCUUAGAGCUUUUUGGAAGGAGCAUUUUAACAUCCUGCAUUGUAUCAACCUUAUUGACAAAGCCUGGAGUGAGGUCUCUCACCGCACUUUGCAAUCGGCCUGGAGGAAACUUUGGCCAACUUGUGUCCCAGAGCGAAACUUUCAGGAAUUUGAAGAAGAGAGCUCUCCUGAUGUAGUGCAUGAAAUCGUGUCCAUUGGCAAGAGUUUGAGAGUAGAGGUAGAUGAUGCAGACGUGGAGGAGUUGCUGAAAGACCAUCAAAAUGAACUAACGACAGAAGAGCUGGUUGCCAUGCAGGAAGAACAGAUGAAAGUCUUACAAGAAGAGCAUUCGUCAGAGGAAGAGGCUAGGGAAGAAAUCACCAGUGCUGAGAUCAAGGAAAUUUGCAGAAAAUGGAAUGAUGUGCAGGAAUUUAUCGAGAAGCACCAUCCUAACAAAGUUGUGGCUAAUAGGGUCAUUAAUUUAAUGAACGACACUGUGCUAGCGCAUUUUAGAAAAAUUUUGAUUAAGAGAGCAAGACAAUCAACUUUAGACCACUUUCUUGUUCCUUAUCAAAAGAGACCUCGACUCGAAGAAACUCCCGAUGCAGUGCUACCCGAUAUUUUUAUGGAGGGGGAUUCCUCUUCCAAGCAUUAAGCUCCGUAGAAACAAAGGUAUAUACAGUGCUACUUUAUUAAAGUUUACAUAUUUGUUGCUGUAAUGAUAGAUACUACGUUUUGUUAUAUUUUCAUCAAAGAA